This is a messenger RNA of Oikopleura dioica, 405 nucleotides long. NCBI's taxonomy places the organism in Eukaryota, Metazoa, Chordata, Appendicularia, Copelata, Oikopleuridae. The record is from the annotation of a GenBank genome assembly.
AUGAUCGACUUUCAAAAUUUGCUAAAUGGAGAAUCAAAAUUCGUUUAUUACAAGCAAUGGCAGAUAAAUAUUGCUAUUGGUGUUUUUUGCGUUGCUACGACUAUCUUUACGACUGUGAUGAUCUGGUGGAUGCGAUUCGGAGGGUACGAGAAAAACGUAAUUAUGAAAAGAGAUCAGCUUCGCCGAAAGCUUCAAAUCGUCAAUGAAAGACUUGAGAAGGCUGGAUCAGCUGUGUCUUACGAGCGACGAUAUCCGCCAAGGCCCAUUGUUGGUGCUGGGUUUGAAAGAAACGUCUGGCAGAAACGAUCGUCGGGGGUUUCAAGAGCAUCGAGGAUUCAAACUGGCUCGGAUUAUUUUGAAAGAACUUCGGAUCGAAAAAGAAAUUUAUCUGUUAUUCAAGAAUAA